This is a messenger RNA of Venustampulla echinocandica, 1206 nucleotides long. RefSeq lists its product as uncharacterized. The record is from RefSeq and is a predicted model, not a curated record. Bases 1 to 1206 code for a protein of 401 amino acids. NCBI's taxonomy places the organism in Eukaryota, Fungi, Ascomycota, Leotiomycetes, Helotiales, Pleuroascaceae. The transcript has 7 exons.
AUGGUUUCUUUCGUGCUUUCAGCACUUGCAUUUACGUUUGCUAUUCUCCUCGCAACCGCCCAAUCGACUACCCCUGCGUUCUCUAACCUGUAUGACGAUGAGGUCCAAAUGAGCUUUUCGAUAAACCUCCCCAUCAAUUCUACAGAUGUAUAUUUUUCUUUCUCGGCCCCGGCCUAUUCUUGGGUUGCUAUCGGAGCUGGCAAUUACAUGGCUGGGUCUUUGAUGAUGAUAAUUUAUGGUUCGCCGGAUGCCCAAGGCAUCACAAUCAGUCCUCGCAUCGCAACUGGCCACACCGAACCCACAUUCACAACAGACGUUCAAGUCGAAGUCCUCGAUGGAACGUCUAUCCAAAACAACUUGUAUGUCUUGAACGCCUUAUGUCAUGGCUGCAGAUCCUGGAAAGGAGGCUCCCUCAACUUGAAUACAACCGUACAGCCAUUCAUGUAUGCCUUUGGACCGAAUAUCAUUGCCUCAUCUGACUCUCCUACACUUGGGUUACGGCGACACUAUUCAUUCGGCCACUUCACAAUGGAUAUGAUUCAAGCCACCGGUCCAGGCAGCGUCCCACCUGCUGCUUCGACAAUCAAGCGUGGUGCAGCCCUUGCUGGCUCCUUAAAGAAAGAUGGCGACAAGGCAUCUCCAACGCACGGGAUAUUGAUGAUAAUAGUAGCGCUAAUCCUGAUUCCCUUUGAUGUGAUUAUCGUCGGAGUGUGCAAGUGGAUGCGCCCUCACAUUCUCAUCUCCAGUUUUUCGUUCCUCGUCGUAAUCACCUCUAUGGGUCUUGGCAUUUACGUUAGCACCGAGUAUAAUCGGUCCAAAACAUUCAACACCCCCCACCAAAUCAUCGGCUUCAUCUCCAUCCUCGGCCUCUUAUUCAUAGCAGGGCUAGGCAUAUACUCCCGGCAACUACAAAACAAAGCUUCGAAAAUCGAUGUUGAUACGUUCGCCCCGCCUGCAAAAUCAUCGAGCCUGCUUUUCUCCACAAUCCAUUCCUGGACUGCUCGCCUCAUCUGGCUUUUACUUAUUGUCAAUAAUGGAAUUGGGAUGAAAUUCGCUAGCACGUCGAGAAAAUUUGUGGUAAUUUACGCUAUUCUAGCGGUACUAGUCUUUUUUGCCAUGUGGCCGGUUUACUAUUGCAUUUUUAGGCGGGAGAGGAAGAAGCGGGUGCAGCAGGAUGAGAAUAGCGGGGGUUUUGCUAUGACUUGA